AUCAAAUAUCAAAUAUAAGAUAUUUGAUAAUAAGAAAGUAAAUUUUAUUUCAAAGCUUUAAAAUGUCACAAGAAAGACAAUAUAACAUUAAAACAAAACAAAGUUUAAGAGAAAAAAUAUGGAUUCAUAUGGUAAAAGAAGAUCUAACAAUGUCGUCUCGUAAUUUAUGUAAUAGAAUCCCAUAUUUUAAAGGAGCUAUGGAAGCUACUCAACGUCUUAGUGAAUUAGAUGCAUUUAAGAAAGCAAAGUUACUAAUGAUUAGUCCAGGCAAAUCUCAAGAAUCUACGAUAGUAUUAUCUUUACAGAAAGGAAAAGAAAUAUUGAUUCCUAGACCAAGAUUAAUGGAUGGCUUAUUUCUUCUUGUUAAAAAUGCUGAUGUUACAUCAGAGGAGACCCAAAAUGUUGUUAUUAGACGUAGUAUGAAACAGAUAGAAAGUCCUAUUGGAUUUGAUAAAUUAAAUCUCAAGGUGGAUAUGCUUGUUUUGGGAUCAGUUUGUGUUAAUAAAACUGGUUGCAGAAUUGGAGAUGGUGAAGGUUUUGCUGAUUUAGAAUAUGCAAUAUUAUCAAAAAUGAAAGCCGUAAAUGAGCAUACUAUUAUUAUAACAACAGUACAUGAUUGUCAAAUACUUGAUAAUGUUCCAGAUGAUAUUUUUAAUCAAUAUGAUGUACCUGUAGAUAUAAUCAUAACACCAACACAGACUAUAGUUGUUAAUCCUAAAUUUAAGAAACCCACUGAAAUUAUUUGGUCUGCAAUUAGUAAAAGAAGACUUGCAGCAAUACCUAUUCUUAAUGAAAUCAAGCAAUUAGAAGAAAUGGAACGAAAAACGUUGGAUGUUAAGGAAAUAAAUUUAGAUUUAGAAACUCAUAAGCAAGAGAAACUUCAUAUUAAAAAAAUAAUUAAUAAAAUACAACCAAGACUAAGCCAUAGAAAAUUAAUUUCUGAUUCUAUAAUUAAAGAAAAUCAAAAUGACAAGGAUAUUAGAAAAAAAUCUUUUCUGAGAAAAAGGAAGUUACAAAAAUCUAAAGAUAAUGAUAAUGAUGAUUUUGGAAACAAAACAGUAAAAAAGCAAUCAGGAUCGAAAUCAAAGGUACGUCAUCGAUCUGGAGGGGAUCGAAAUCAAUCAAACUUUUCGUUACGCCUGUCGAAUAUUGCAUCCACAGUGCGGGUACGCGAUCUGAAAUGUGCUCUGCAAGAACGUGGCGUUAAGCCUAAUAAUAUAGCGUGGUACGGACAACGUGGCUUUUGCUACUUGCAGUUCGGCAAGUUACGCAAAAAUACAAGUAUUGACGAUCAAUCUGUUCAAGUCGAUUCAAUCAUUGCGAGCCUCCAGCAACUCAAAGUCAGUGAGAACGCCUUCAUUCUUGUUGAGCCAGCAAAACCUGUUACACGAAUCGAAGUCACGAACACACUUGUUACUGAUUUUGAUUUGAUCAUGACAUUCAAGUAGAAGCCUGCAGAUA
This is a messenger RNA of Ceratosolen solmsi marchali, 1461 nucleotides long. It is a transcript of the gene lost, whose product is annotated as methenyltetrahydrofolate synthase domain-containing protein lost. Bases 63 to 1448 code for a protein of 461 amino acids. The record is from RefSeq and is a predicted model, not a curated record. Lineage: Eukaryota; Metazoa; Arthropoda; Insecta; Hymenoptera; Agaonidae. The transcript has 6 exons. Gene Ontology annotation, cellular component: cytoplasm.